CACAUUGCUAGCAUAUCCUCCCUCCUUCCACACCUAACGAAACAAGAGAGCAAGCAAACAAACGCGUUUACUUGUCAGGGUCUUGGCUCGCCAAGUCCUCUCCCUCGCCUGGAUCGAAAUGGCGUCCCCGUCCAAGUCGGCAAGGACAACGACGUUCCCUCUUCCCAGGCUCCGGGAUCUCAUCGAGCACGACGAAGAAGAUGACUUCGUCGAGGAGGAGGAGGAGGAGGACGACGACGAUGAGGACUGGGACAUCAGGAAGCGCAUGUCCCUCCUCACCGUCGAAGGCUCCGACGGCGGUGACGCCGACGAUGAGGAAGACGGGUCGGCAGACGUCGAUGAGGAGGAUGAGGACGAGGUGAGGUCCGAUGGUCUCAACGGCGAGUACGAGAGCCAGCCCUGGCACCCGUACGAUAGCCCAGGAAAUCUGAAGCCUCCCUCCUCGGCGUCGCUACCGGGCACGCCGGAGCGCGGGGCGCCGUCGCAGUCGCCGUGGCGCUACUCCAAGGACUACGCCAGCGAGACAGAGGCGGGGUGGUGGCCCGGCGCCCCCCACGACAGGCGCCGGCAGCACUACCGGCGCCAGCGGAUGAUGCGGGAGGUGUGGCUCGAUCGCGCGUGGCAGAUGAGGAAGCAGCGGCAGCAGCUGGGCGAGCGCGGCGAUGAGGUGACGGUGGUGGUCGGGAAGGGCGGCGAGUCCCCUGCGCGGGGCAGCGUGGCCAUGGACACGGAGGAGCUGCGUGCUUGCAAGGACCUCGGCUUCGGCCUGCCGUGCGACUGGACGGUGGAGAUCCCCUCCUACGCGGCCCCCAACGUCGACACCGCCAGCAGCGGCGGCAACUCCCCGGCCUCCGGCAGCUGGCGCAUCUCCAGCCCCGGAGACGAUCCCAAGGACGUGAAGGCGAGGCUCAAGGUGUGGGCGCAGGCAGUGGCGCUGUCAUCUGCCUCUCGGCUCGGCUCUUGAUCCAGGGUGCAUUACAAUUUAUGAUCAGUUCUAAAACCAACACCGCUAUGUGCAAAUUACCACAAUUUUUUUUUCCUUUCUCCAAAUAACCUUGUUCAAAAUUUAUUCUGACGUUGAGUGUAUGUGUCCCAUUCUAGCACGCACUUUUCCAGAAAAAAAAGCACUGUGUUAAUAGCACUACCGAUGUAAAGAAAAACAUGCAUACGUACAUGGUUGUCAUAAGUUCGUGGGUAUUAGCUUUCCUUUUUUACAGUUCGCAUGUGCCACCCAAUGGCACGUGUAGUCAUUGUAGAUCGUUAAAUUUAUCUGGGCCAGCGAUUUGAAUGUGCAUUUGCUAGGCAUGAUUGUGAGUAAAGGCGAAGAAAACAGGGGGAAAAACCUGAAGGCGUUAUUCAGAUGCCGUACUUAUGAUACAAGGGACAUGAAGAGUGACAGAGAGUCAGAUA
Molecule: messenger RNA, 1410 nt
Organism: Triticum aestivum (bread wheat)
Lineage: Eukaryota; Viridiplantae; Streptophyta; Magnoliopsida; Poales; Poaceae
Product: histone-lysine N-methyltransferase SETD1B
Exons: 2
Coding region: 119-964 (281 amino acids)
Source: RefSeq, a predicted model, not a curated record